Messenger RNA from Zymoseptoria tritici IPO323, 519 nucleotides. RefSeq lists its product as uncharacterized. NCBI's taxonomy places the organism in Eukaryota, Fungi, Ascomycota, Dothideomycetes, Mycosphaerellales, Mycosphaerellaceae. The record is from RefSeq and is a predicted model, not a curated record. Bases 1 to 519 code for a protein of 172 amino acids. The transcript has 2 exons.
AUGCUAAUGUGGCGGAGAAUUGUGGAAAUGCUCAAUCCUGGCAAGUCGGCGCAGGUGUUAGAGAUCAUGAAGAAGCGUUUGUUCGCGCGUAUUGGUGGGGUCGCUCCGACCGAGAUCGGAGUCUCCAAAGACGACAUUUACAACAACAUCGCGCUGUGGAGCGUCCUGGGCGACAAGAUCAAGACGUUCUGCACCGCCCUCGGCGGCAACGGUUGCCUGUUCUUCCUCAGUUCGCAGCUUUCCGUCGCGUUCCUGAGGAGCAAGUUUACCUCAAGCAAGCGCGAUCGAGAGAUCACAAUGCGCCACCUCAAGAAGAUCGGCCUGCCGCGGCGAGUCAGAAAUCCAAUCUAUGCACCGCCCUCCGACGGAAUCGAAUCUCUGGUAUUGCUCGCCAACGAUUCUACGUACCACAUUGCAGGUACCACCGACGUCCGAUCUAUCGUCGGUCUUUGGAGCAAGUCAUAUGCACUAAGCGGCCCGGGGCCGGAGUACAGACUCAAUCAGCUACGUUACAUCUGA